Molecule: messenger RNA, 1374 nt
Organism: Danaus chrysippus (African queen)
Lineage: Eukaryota; Metazoa; Arthropoda; Insecta; Lepidoptera; Nymphalidae
Source: the annotation of a GenBank genome assembly
AUGGGGUUCGUGUUUUUAAUUUUAUUUGCGUGUGCAGUUGUUCAGGGUCUGGAGCGUGUGGACCCAUUGGUGAAGACCAAUCAGGGUCUUUUUAGAGGAGUGAAAGCUGAUGAUGGUGAUUACUCAAUGUUCCUUGGUAUACCGUAUGCAAUUGUCGAUGAAAAUAACCCUUUUGGGCCUUCAAUCCCAUUUAGUGAAUAUCAUGACAUCUACCACGCUAAUGACGAUUCGAGAGUAUGUCCUCAAGUUGACGAAUUCACAAACGAAAUAGUAGGAACAUUAGACUGUCUGCGUUUGAAUAUAUACGUGCCAAACAUAGCGGGGACUAGAAAUAAACUGCCCGUUGUUAUUUGGAUACACGGGGGGGGAUUCACGGGCGGCGAUGGUGGCAGAUAUGUUACUGGUCCCAAAUUCUUAGUGGAGCAUGAUGUAGUCAUUUUACAGAGUGGUACGGCAUUACUAACUCUAUUAGGAGAAUCGAUUCCAGAUGCGCCUAUUAAACUAAGUAAGGAAUUAGGUUAUGAAACCAAUGAUGUAAACGAAGCCUUAUUAUAUUUAUCCCAAAUGGAGACUAAGUCUAUUAUAAGCGCAACUUUAUCCUCACGAUUAUUCUUUAAAGUGUGCAUUGAAAAGAAAUUCGAUGAUGUCGAUGGUUUUGUAACUGAACAUCCAUUAUUGGUGGACUCGCCGAAGAUCAGGAAUACUCCAAUGCUAGCUGGAUUUAACAGCAAGGAACUGCUUAUGAUGUACGAACAUAUGAAACCUGAACAAUUCCAAGGUUACGGCAUGUUCAGAAACGCCCUGGCAGGUUACUUUACUUAUGACAACGAGUUUGUUGAGAUGGAAGAUCUGGUUAGACGUUUUUAUAUCGGAGAUGAAGAAAUGAGCGAAGCUUUGCGCUGGGACUUGAUGGAUUUCAACUCAGAUCUAACUUUCAACUUCCCGGUACAAUGGAGCAUUGACCAUUACCUCGAGAAAGGUUCAAAGAUAUACCAAUAUAUGUUCUCCUACAGCGGUCAAAGGAAUUUCCUUAAGAAGAGAAUGAAUAUUACGACAGAGGGAGCGGCGCACGCUGAUGAAUUAGCUUAUCUAUUUGAUAUAUCCUACGAAGACACUCCCACAGCCGAAGACCAGAGAAUGAUCGAUCAAAUGACAACUUUAUGGACAAAUUUCGCCAAAUACGGAGACCCGACACCGGUGACAAACGAUCUGUUACCAGUUGCAUGGCUUCCAGCAACGAAGGAAAUCAACAAUUACUUGGAUUUGAACAAGGAAUUGACGCUAAAGAGACUGCCGUAUAACAAAAGACUCAUUUUCUUGAAGUUAUUCUUCAAAACUAAUAUGCACAGACUUACUUUACUCACAAAACAAUAA